This is a messenger RNA of Paramuricea clavata, 989 nucleotides long. The record is from the annotation of a GenBank genome assembly. NCBI's taxonomy places the organism in Eukaryota, Metazoa, Cnidaria, Anthozoa, Malacalcyonacea, Plexauridae.
AUGCUGAAAAAGCUUGAGCAAGAAGCUAACUAUGUUGCCCCGGGAGAUAAUCAGGUUUAUCCGAGUCACCUGUCACCUAAACAACAUACUCGUGGUGCACAGCUAGUAGGGAAUAAGUGUUCCGUAAACUGUCAUUUAGAUGGGAAAGCUGUGACUGCAUUGUGGGACACCGGUGCCCAGGUCUCGAUUGUUUCAGAAACUUUCAUGCAUAAACAGUCAUUGACAAGUAAACUCAGAAAUGUGGAAGAACUCUUAGGAGUACAAGGAAAAAUUGAAUUGAAAGCUGCAAAUGGCACGCCAAUUCCAUAUUGUGGUUGGAUUGAACUUAGCGUGAGGUUAAAUGAAACCCAACCUGACAUUUUAGUACCGUUUUUGGUAACCAAAGAGAAUAUUGGACCUCCAAUAAUCGGAUUCAAUGUCAUAGAACUAAUUGUUAAGGAAGCUAAUAGUAUAAGUGAUGAUACAGAGACAUUUGUGAAUGCAAUGAAAAAAGUUUUGGUAGUUGUAAGGGAGAGAAAGUACAAGCGUUGAUAGAUCUCAUUUCAGCAAAUGAGCCUGAUGACCUUUAUCAAGUAAAAUGUCGCAAAACAGAUAUUUUGAUUCCGAAAAAUCAAAGUAUUGAUGUACCUUGUCGUGCGAACACUGGUCCAAUAAACCGCACUGUUCCAGUUCUUUUCGAACCUAUUGACAAUACUGAAUUACCAUCAGGGUUAUUAUUACAAGAGGAACUUAAAUCAAUAAAACAAGGGAACUGUUCACUCAUGAACGUUAAGAUUACAAAUCAAACAAAUCACGACAUUAUUCUUCCCGGUAGAACAGUGGUAGGGCAUUUGCAACUGGUUCCCUCAGUAACUCCAAUAGAAGUGAAGCUUAAGGAACCUAAAGCAACUACUAAUCAGCACUUUGAUCAAACUGAAAGUAAGGAAUGCGACAACGUGAGUGCUGAAAACUUGCCUCCUGUAGACCUGACUGGGUUAAAUGGUGAAUAG